Messenger RNA from Canis lupus familiaris (dog), 2110 nucleotides. RefSeq names its product serpin family H member 1 (gene SERPINH1). Gene Ontology annotation, molecular function: collagen binding; serine-type endopeptidase inhibitor activity. NCBI's taxonomy places the organism in Eukaryota, Metazoa, Chordata, Mammalia, Carnivora, Canidae. The record is from RefSeq and is marked provisional. Gene Ontology annotation, biological process: collagen fibril organization; negative regulation of endopeptidase activity. Gene Ontology annotation, cellular component: endoplasmic reticulum.
UCCAGAAGUUUCUCGGGACGGGCGGGAGGAGGGGACCGCCAUAUAUAGAGCCGGGGAGCCGCGAGCGGCGGAGAGGGGAUCCGUCCGCGGUUCGCGAGGGGCUCUCGUCCGGCCCAGCCCUCACAGGUCCUCCGUGGUGCCUCCAAUCCGUCUCCCAGCCAUGCGCUUCCUCCUGCUUCUCAACACCUGCUGCCUCCUGGCCGUGGCCCUGGCGGCCGAGGUGAAGAAGCCCGCGGCUGCAGCGGCCCCCGGCUCUGCCGAGAAGCUGAGCCCCAAAGCGGCCACGCUGGCCGAGCGCAGCGCCGGCUUGGCCUUCAGCCUGUACCAGGCCAUGGCCAAGGACCAGGCGGUGGAGAACAUCCUGCUGUCACCCGUGGUAGUGGCCUCGUCCCUGGGGCUCGUGUCGCUGGGGGGCAAGGCCACCACGGCAUCCCAGGCCAAGGCGGUGCUGAGCGCGGAGCAGCUGCGCGACGAGGAGGUGCACGCGGGCCUGGGCGAGCUGCUGCGAUCGCUCAGCAACAGCACCGCGCGCAACGUGACGUGGAAGCUGGGCAGCCGCCUGUACGGGCCCAGCUCCGUCAGCUUCGCCGAGGACUUCGUGCGCAGCAGCAAGCAGCACUACAACUGCGAGCACUCCAAGAUCAACUUCCGCGACAAGCGCAGCGCCCUGCAGUCCAUCAAUGAGUGGGCGGCGCAGACCACCGACGGCAAGCUGCCCGAGGUCACCAAGGACGUGGAGCGCACGGAUGGCGCGCUGCUGGUCAAUGCCAUGUUCUUCAAACCACACUGGGACGAGAAGUUCCACCACAAGAUGGUGGAUAACCGAGGCUUCAUGGUAACCCGUUCCUAUACCGUGGGUGUCACGAUGAUGCACCGCACAGGCCUCUACAACUACUACGAUGAUGAGAAAGAGAAGCUGCAGAUUGUGGAGAUGCCCCUGGCCCACAAGCUCUCCAGCCUCAUCAUCCUCAUGCCGCACCACGUGGAGCCCCUUGAGCGCCUUGAGAAGCUGCUGACCAAGGAGCAGCUGAAGAUCUGGAUGGGGAAGAUGCAGAAAAAGGCUGUUGCCAUCUCCCUGCCCAAGGGUGUGGUGGAGGUGACCCACGACCUACAGAAACACCUGGCUGGGCUGGGUCUGACGGAGGCCAUUGACAAGAACAAGGCAGACCUGUCACGCAUGUCAGGCAAGAAGGACCUGUACCUGGCCAGUGUGUUCCACGCCACCGCCUUCGAGUGGGACACGGAGGGCAACCCCUUCGACCAGGAUAUCUACGGGCGCGAGGAGCUGCGCAGCCCCAAGCUCUUCUAUGCUGACCACCCCUUCAUCUUCCUGGUUCGAGACACCCAGAGUGGCUCCCUGCUAUUCAUUGGGCGCCUGGUCCGGCCCAAGGGUGACAAGAUGCGAGAUGAGCUGUAGGGCCCCAGGGUCACGGGAUGGCAGGAAGCAGCCGAAGGCUCCUGAGACACAUGGGUGCUAUGGGGGGGGCGGGGGGGGGGGGGGAGCUGAGGUACUGGCCUUGGAUGUUCCAUGGGGUGGGGUGGGGAAACAGAGCAGGCUUCCUGUGUGUCUGAGCAGACCUUCCCAGCCAGAAUUCACUCUGCUUGGACAUGGGCUCCCAGAUACCACGAUGCUGAGCCCAGACACCCCGCAUUCUGUGGGACCUGCUAAAUAGUCCUGUCCUGCCCUCAGAGUCCUGGGAUUAAGCCUGCCUCAGUGUUCAUAUUUAUAGCCAAAUGCUUUCUCACCUGUGAGAUGGAAUCAAACUAGGGGGGGUUCAGCCCAGCCCUGUGGAAUGGGGGCCCUCUCUCCCUGACUCUACCAUCACCUCAGCCCUCUCUCCAGCUCUAUUCCAAUCCUCUCCCAACUCCCCUCAACUAUAAAAUGAGGUGCUGCAGCCCCUGGGACAGGCACCCCCAUGAUGGCCCUGGCCCCAGUGAGAGGGAUCAGGAAAUAGCUUGUGGGCAGACUCUGGUCAGGCAUCAUGGGGCUGAACUUUUGUUUUUCCUUUUGUAGAUUUUCAAAGGUGGGGAGGGCAGGGGAAAAAUGAGCCUUUGUUGCUGUCAAACCAAGAACUUAUUUGUACAAUUUUUUUUUCAAUAAAACUUUUCC